This is a messenger RNA of Penicillium verhagenii, 1602 nucleotides long. Its product is annotated as MRS7 family protein. Gene Ontology annotation, biological process: intracellular monoatomic cation homeostasis. Bases 1 to 1602 code for a protein of 533 amino acids. The record is from RefSeq and is a predicted model, not a curated record. Gene Ontology annotation, molecular function: ribosome binding. Lineage: Eukaryota; Fungi; Ascomycota; Eurotiomycetes; Eurotiales; Aspergillaceae. The transcript is spliced from 3 exons. Gene Ontology annotation, cellular component: mitochondrial inner membrane.
AUGAGGUCUGCUCAACUAGUGCGCAACACUUCUGCGUUGCGGCCGACUCUGACUGCUCGUACUCGUGCUACCGCUCUCGGCCCAGCUUCCAUCGCCGCGGCCAACACUUUCCUCCGGACCGGACGCGGUCUUCCAUCUCAUGUGUCUGCCCUUGCGAUCCUGAUUCCCCAACAGCGUGGCUAUGCCACAGAGCAAUCUACAUCCAACAACUCAUCCCAAUCAUACCCUCCUCCUGGAUUCAAUGUCGAGCAAGCGAAGAAGCCUCUCCCCCAAGACCAGGCGCAAUCGUCACAAACAGCUGCCAAGUCUGCGCAGAAUGAGCCCGCUCCCAAGGAUGCCAAGCUGGCUUCCAGUAAGACCGUUGCGGUAGACUCGCAGAAGAACCUGGUCGAGGAGAAGGAAGUCAAGAAGUUGACAAUUGGACAAAAGGUCAAGAAGGAGCUGCAGCACUACUGGGAUGGCACAAAGCUGUUGGCGACAGAGGUUAAGAUCAGUACCCGGUUAGCUGUGAAGAUGGCUGCUGGAUACGAGCUCAGCCGGAGAGAGCACCGCCAGCUUCAACGUACCACCAAGGACUUGGGUCGGUUGGUUCCUUUCUCCGUCUUCCUAAUUGUUCCUUUCGCCGAACUCCUCCUGCCUGUUGCCCUGAAGAUCUUCCCCAACUUGCUGCCCAGCACCUACGAGGGCAAGUCGGCUCGUGAGAAGAAGGCCACAAACCUGAGCUCUACUCGCCAGGAGGUGUCUAGCUUCCUGCGCAACACAUUGCGUGAGACUGGUCUGCCCUUGACCGCUGCGACCGUUAAGAACGAAGAGUUUACCGACUUUUUCCGUAAGAUUCGCACAACCGGCGAAUCUCCUUCCACCGAAGAUGUUGUCAAGGUCUGCAAGAUCUUCAAGGAUGAUAUGACUCUGGACAACUUGUCUCGCCCCCAGCUGGUGGCUAUCUGCCGUUACAUGAACCUGAACACCUUUGGCACCGACGCUAUGCUUCGUUACACCAUUCGUCACCGCAUGCGCCAGAUCAAGCGUGAUGAUCGUGCCAUCUACUACGAGGGCGUUGAGUCCCUGUCUGUUCCGGAGUUGCAGAUGGCUAGCGCCUCUCGUGGUAUCAAGACCCACGGUGUCUCUCCUGCCCGUCUUCGCGAGGACCUUACCAUGUGGCUCGAUCUCCGUCUGCAGCAGGGUGUCCCGUCCACUCUCCUGGUUCUGAGCAAUGCUUACAUGUACACCCAGGGUGGCAAGGAGUCUGACAUGGCCUCCCAGAUUGAUGCUCUUAAGUCUGUUCUCUCCAGCAUUCCUGAGGAACUGUUCCACGAGAUUGAGCUGGAGGUCCACAACGCCGAGGGUGCCGCCACCAACAAGCAGCGUCUGGAGGUUAUCAAGGAGCAGGAAGAGCUUAUUGAGGAGGAGAGCGAGCAGAACAGCGGAAGCGAUGGCAACGUCCCUGCCCCCAAGGAUAUUGAGGACAUUGAUGAGAAGGAGGAAGCACGCAUUGAGUCAUCUUCUUCCAACGGUGCCGAGAAGCAAUCCGCUGAAGCCAAUGAAGCCAUGGCUGAGGGUGCUAAGGCCGAACAGACCAAGGAUGCCAAGAAGAGCGAAUAG